CAACUCCAAGUGGCAUAUGUGUCUCUUUAGUUGGUCGUACUGCGCCUCGAAAGACCCUUCAUCAUGGCUUCUUCAGGGAAAAAAGGCAAGAAGAAGGGAAUUACCCUUGCGCUUAACGAUUUCUUACAAGAAACACCCGGCAGUGCUCCUGCUUUACCUAUAAGAAAAUCUACAUUGAAUUGGGCUGAUGAAGUUGAAGAUGCUUACGAUAACAACGAUCUUAGUAGAGCAAAACCUAAUGUUGUCUUACCAACGGCCCCGAAAGCAGCGAGAGGUCUUGAAGACUUCAGCGAUAAAGUACCUCAAAAUCCUCCCUAUGUAGCGUAUUUAAUGAACCUCCCUUAUGAUGUUGAUGAAUUAGAAAUAGCGAAUUUUUUCGGUAAUUUAAAAAUUUCUAAUAUGAGAAUCCCAAAAGAUGAUAGGGCGGGCGUUGAGACACCACGCCUAAAAGGUUAUGGUUACGUUGAAUUCUCAGAUAGAGAAAGUUUAAUAAAAGCCCUCUCGAUAUCAGAUUGUACAUUAAAAAAUCGACGGAUAAGAAUAGAUGUUUCAAGCGGUUCUGAUAAUGAAAGAAGACGAGGCGGUCGAAUGGACAUGGGAAGGGACAGAAACAGUGAUAGACCUGAUAUUCCUACUGGCGAUUGGAGGUCUGGUCCACGAAGCGAUCCAGUUGAGGGCGAAAGACGAGGGGAAAGACCCAUGAGAGAUAGAGGAGAGAGAGACAGAGACAGAGAUGUUUCGUCUUCCUCUUGGCGAGAUGGCGGCGAAAGAGGAGGGGGAGGUGGAGGUUUCAGAGAAGAUAGAGAUAAAGGAAGAUUUGAGAGAGAUCGAGAAGGGGGUGAACGCCGAUUUGAACGUAGAGGUUAUGAAUCUAGAAAUGGAGGUAGCGGUGGCGGUGGUGCUGGAGCUGCUGGUGGUGGUUUCUAUCGAGGGGCUGGUAGUAAAGACGAUCCUAAAGAAGAGAUGAGAACACGUCCUAAACUAAGAAUCUUACCGCGUUCUAUACCGCUUCAAGAAGAACCAACCCAACAACCUCAAGAGGAACCACCACAGCAAAAACCUCCCGUUAGUCAAGUUCCAGCUGCUUCAAUUUUCGGCAACGCAAAACCAGUUGAUACGAGCGCUAGGGAGCGACAAAUUGAAGAAAGAUUAGCCAAGGAAAGCACAAACGUUGUUGCUGAAGAUCGUACGGAAAGGAGGCGAGAAGAAAAAUUCUCUAGAAGAUCUCCAGAUAGAAGGAGAUCGCCUGAAAGGAGGAGAACCCCAGAAAGAAGAAGAACGCCAGAAAGACGGAGAACACCCGAUAGACGUAGAACGCCAGAAAGGAGGAGAUCCCCGGAUAGAAGAAGAUCUCCAGAUAAGAAAAGGUCUCCAGAGAGGAGGAGGUCACCCGAUAGAAGGAGAACUCCGGAAAGAAGGCGAACACCUGAAAGGCGAAGAAGUCCUGAUAGGAGGAGAAGUCCCGAUAGAAGGCGAAGUGUUGAAAAAAGGAGGACACCUGAAAGGAAAAGAUCUCCAGAUAAAAGGAGGUCACCAGAUAGGAAAAGAUUAUCACCUGAUCAUAAAAGAUCACCUGAUAGGCGUUCCCCUGAUGGAGGAUCAUCACCAGAAUAUCGUCGAUCGUACUCCCCCGAAAGAGGGCGUUCGCCACCAGAGCCAGAAUCAACCUCUCCAGAACGUCGCAGAAGAUCAUCAUCACCAGUAUUGCGUCGUAGACGUUCCCCAACACCGGAGCGGAAACGCCGUUCACCAACACCAGAGCGGAAACGACGUUCACCAACACCCGAGCGAAAACGACGGUCUCCUAACCGCCGGAAAUCUCCCGAACGUUCGGCACCAAUUCGUCGUGAGGAUAGAGUAGGAGAAAAAGGGGAUAAACCACAACAGCCUGUUAAAGAAAAAACAAGAAGAGAGAAAGAAAUGCCGAAAAUGAAAGAACCAGAGCCACCAAAUUUCGUAGGAUCAAAUAAGUACGCUUUUUUGCCGACGGAUGAAGAAGAGGAUUAGGAAGAAGAAAGUGUGUGGGGUUGAUUGAACUUUUUAUUUAGUUGCGUUCGAUUUUGCAUCUAGUCUAGCUUUAAGCUCGACUAGUUUCUAUUACGUUGCGUUUAAUAACAAUAAAAAAAGCCCAAUUUGAACUUUUAUUGAUAAUAUCGCUGUACACAGUGCCAAUGCGAGAAAAUUAUUAACAUAUUCUUCGCAUUAACGGGAAAAAAUAUUUUUUGAGGAUAUAAACUAUAUAUAUAUACAUAUAUUAUUAUUAUUGAAAAGAAGAAUAACAAUUUGUAGGUAGAAUAUUUGCUAAUCGGACUGACUUUUCCAAGUGAAUAUCGCAUUUUUCUUCGUAUUUUAAUAUUUUUGAAGAAAGAAUUGUUUUGUUCUUUUCUGUAUAAGAUUUGUUGUUGUAUUAUACACGUAAGUGCUUUUGUUUUAACACAAUAGAUUUCUUUUCUAAUUCAUUAGGAAGUGUGUUUAAGUUAAAGACUAUUCAUUGAAUCAACUCAUUAAAAUUAAUAACGAAAUAAAUAGGGAGAAGUCGAUCCGCAUUGCCAAAUUUGAGAAUUUUUUUUGUACGCCGCUUAGCGGAAUAUAGUGUGUUCCAUUUAAGAUUUUUGUAUGAAUGUGGCACCUUAUAAUGGGAAUAAAUGGUUUAAAAUCA
Messenger RNA from Onthophagus taurus, 2659 nucleotides. Its product is annotated as eukaryotic translation initiation factor 4B. Lineage: Eukaryota; Metazoa; Arthropoda; Insecta; Coleoptera; Scarabaeidae. Gene Ontology annotation, molecular function: RNA binding. The record is from RefSeq and is a predicted model, not a curated record.